Rhipicephalus sanguineus (brown dog tick) is the source of this 2049-nucleotide messenger RNA. It is a transcript of the gene mtTFB2, whose product is annotated as dimethyladenosine transferase 2, mitochondrial. Gene Ontology annotation, molecular function: mitochondrial transcription factor activity; rRNA (adenine-N6,N6-)-dimethyltransferase activity. NCBI's taxonomy places the organism in Eukaryota, Metazoa, Arthropoda, Arachnida, Ixodida, Ixodidae. Gene Ontology annotation, biological process: rRNA methylation; transcription initiation at mitochondrial promoter. Gene Ontology annotation, cellular component: mitochondrial matrix. The transcript is spliced from 10 exons. Bases 296 to 1345 code for a protein of 349 amino acids. The record is from RefSeq and is a predicted model, not a curated record.
UUAUUUUGGUGGCAAGUGCUGUCCGUGCAAUAAGUUGGACAUGUGGCGGGACGUUGAGAAUAAACUCUUUUAUCUUUUGUGUGACACGUUCUCGUUGUGCGUGCAAGAACAUCCCUGACUUCGCUCCCUUGGACGCAUCUACCAGUGUAUGGGUGUUCUCUGCUUCUACCGUCUACAGGACAUCGGUUGCAGUCUGGCCUCCGUAAAGCCAACCAUGAGAAACACGUGAUUCAACACAAAUGCUCUUGCAGAGGACCACUUUCAACAUUACAGUCUUCUGGCUACGUUAGUGAACAUGUUGGUAAGAGGGCGCCACCUGGUCACUCAGCUGCGGCUGCUGCAGCAUCGUGCGGUGUCCAGCGACCCCGAGCUCUUGGCACUGUGCAACAGCUUCCCUGCACUUCUUAGCCGCAAAACAGGGCAGCCUGAAGAUCUUUUCCAUGUGCACACUGCUGCAUUGGACUUGCUGGAGGAGCAUCUGGUCCACUGGCCUGGUGGCUGCCCACCCCUGGUGUUGGAGGCCAACGCAGGGCCUGGCCUGCUGAGCCGACGCCUGGUCGAGGCAGGCCGUAUCACAUCACGGAUGCGCAUGUUCGAGCACCGUCAGUGCUUCCUGCCCAAGCUCAGGGCCCAGGUGGCUGCGUGGCCGACGCGCUUGGAGUUGGUGGAGGCAGACCUGCUGCGCAUGCACAACCGAGAGGAGCAGCUACUGGCCGGCAUCACGCCACGCCCCUGGACACAUGCGCCAGAGGCAGUGCUGGUGGCGAGCCUCAGCCGAGUGCGUGAGGUGGGCUUCCUGCGCUACGUGCUGCACCAGCUGCCCAUGGGUACCUCGCUGUUUGCCCUGGGUCGCCUUGCCUUCCUUCUUUUCCUCAGCCACACCGAGGCAGCUCACAUCACAGCAUCCCGAGGCAGCAACUUCAGGCACUAUCGAGAUGUCAGCAUCCUCUACCAGCUCUUCUUUCAUGUUGAUGUACUUGGCCAGGUAUCACGUGAACUUUUCCUGCCCCCCCGUGGAGGGAAAACUCAGGCUCCAUUGCAUUUGGUGCGGUUAGUGCCACGCAGCGACCUCUGGGAUUUGGCGGGCAGCCCUGAGCGGCUUCACGAGCUGGUGUUCUUUGUGCGACAGAACAUGGUGCGCCGCACCGCUUAUGUGCUACCUUGUCUCGAGAAGUGGAUACCUGGAUGUGGGCCGCGGCUGCUCCGUGAAGGUGCCACGCGGGUGUUCGAGCGCAUGGGGGACCUGAGCCCAGAGCGUAUGCUGCGACUUUUCCAGCUCUUCUCAGCACUGCCAGAGUACUCUCAGUCUGCGUUCACCGCUGCGGUAGCAAGAGAGGGCUCCUGACACCUUUUCGGUUAUGCAUCAUUAGGUACAUUCUUUCAACCAUGACCUACUGUACUCCUGACCUGCCCAGAUAGCGGGGGUCCUAUGGGAGCGCGCGUCCUCGCUCUCGUUCAACCGCUCGCCGUAGGUGGCGCUACCUAUAACCUGUUCGUCUGCUACUCUGCGACCAAUUGGACAGCGCUGGAGUAAGAACGCCUGUAUUCUGUGACGAACUGCUGGCAUUAUGUGACUGUUUCUGCAAACUUAGACGGAGGGUCAAGUAAGCUAUACAGUGCGGUUAAGUAUUUACUGCACACUGGUUGACUAACGUAAGAAGCUGUAGACUUGCAUAGUGUAGAACGGCUGUGUCCUUUUAUAUGCAAACAAAAAAAAUUCUAAAUCACUUUCCAUAUUUUAUUUCCGAAGUAUUUUGCAUUUAUGCGUAAUAAUUACACGAUAUGAGCACUCUGCGCUGGUGAAACAUCACCACGAGCGUUGAAGCUGACAUCAGCGAAUAGGUGCUGACUAGCAUUGAAACACUCGUAGGUUACAUCUCUAGCGGCAGGAGGUAUGAGCUAGAACGUGGGCGCUGGAGAGGGGACAUCUGGGCAGGUCGGGAGUAUGGUAGGUCGUGCUGUCGACACUAAAACUCGGCACCAAAAGACGAAUUUCAACCAACAGGCCCAUCUUGCCAUCCUACUACCAUUUGUUGAUGCAAUAAAGUA